Molecule: messenger RNA, 2787 nt
Organism: Aricia agestis (brown argus)
Lineage: Eukaryota; Metazoa; Arthropoda; Insecta; Lepidoptera; Lycaenidae
Gene: smid
Product: nuclear valosin-containing protein-like
Exons: 1
Coding region: 122-2692 (856 amino acids)
Biological process (GO): ribosome biogenesis
Cellular component (GO): nucleus
Molecular function (GO): preribosome binding; ATP hydrolysis activity; ATP binding
Source: RefSeq, a predicted model, not a curated record
CGCCAUCGCAACGCGAGGUCGUGCGUGCUGUCAAAAUUUUCUUGUCAAACAUUGCGUUUGUCAAGUUGUGGUUAAAAUUUUUAUUUUGAACUGAAACUACAGAAAUACAAUUCAAACAAUCAUGAAGAAAAAUCAACCAAGGCAAAGAACGACCAACGACCCAGUAAUCGUAUCGAGGGUAAAAAACUAUCUCGCCGAAAAUGUCGAUAAAACUUUCGUCGAUGUUAGCCAAAUGGCGCGUUCGUUGAAGGAGCGGUACCGCGAAUACAGUAAUAGGAGCGACAGCGCGUUUUGCCAAAUGGUUGAGAAUGCGUACAAAAUUGUUCUACAGAGUUACGGACUCGACGGAACGACUACAUCGGAGGGCUCAGAGGAGUCGGACUUAGAAAUGCUGGAAGAGAACAAUAGCUCACUCAACGAUCAAUUACUGGCCAUGUAUAAAAUACAGGACAAGAAACGACCGGCGACUACCCGAAGAACCACUUCUAAGUCGGGCGAACCCAUCGAUAUAUUGAGCAGCGACGAGGAUGGCGGUGCUGCCCCGAAACUACCAAAAAUCAAUGAUCAAAUAACAAUCACUCCCCACAUCCCGUCUCGGAAUAACAACAGCACGACCAUCGAAUGCUCAGCUAAAAUACAACCUAACCAAACGGACAAGAAGAAAAAGCAGGAAGUAAAAAGUACAGUGUCACGGAAAAAGACAGAAUUCACCAUUAAAAAUGUCAAGGUAGGGUUUGAGGACAUUGGUGGUAUAUCUGAUAUUGUAACACAGAUCUGCGAUCUUAUAUUGCACAUGAAGCACCCAGAGGUGUAUCUACAGUUGGGUAUUAAAUCACCGAGAGGCGCCCUGCUCCACGGGCCCCCUGGCACUGGUAAAACAUUAUUGGCACAUGCAAUCGCUGGGAAACUACAGUUGCCCCUUAUUACUGUUACUGGUACAGAGCUUGUGGGGGGAGUGUCAGGAGAAUCCGAGGAAAGAAUAAGAGAAUUGUUUGAGAGAGCUGCCAGCAUUGCGCCUUGUGUUCUGUUCAUAGACGAGAUAGAUGCAGUGUGUGGUAACAGAAUACAUGCCCAAAAGGACAUGGAAAAAAGGAUGGUGGCUCAAUUACUAGCAAGUUUAGAUAGCCUAUCAGAAAACAGUGCCUCAGUGUUAGUUUUAGCUGCAACAAACAACCCAGACACUUUGGACCCUGCAUUGAGAAGAGCGGGGAGACUGGAGCAAGAGAUCACUCUAGGAAUUCCAUCAUUGAAGGCUAGAAAAGAAAUACUGUCUAUCUUAUGUAAGAAUUUAGUGCUAUAUGAAGAUAUAGACAUGAAUGUGCUAGCUCAAAUCACACCUGGGUUUGUAGGAGCAGAUUUGCAAGCGCUUGUCAAUAAAGCUAGCACUUAUGCUGUGAAAAGAAUAUUUACAGAAAUAAGGUCGAAGGAGAAAAAACAGGUCAAUGAAGUUGUAAAGCCGGUAGAAGCUGUGACCAUUCCCAAUGGUGAUAAAGUAGAAGAACCUAAGGAUGAUAAGGAAACCAAUGACCAGGUAGAAUCUACAACUUCAGAAGAGGGAACUCAAAAUAAUGCUUCGGAAGAACAGCCCCAAGAACCAGAGAAAGUUGCAGAAGAAAUUAUUCCCCAGCCCACUGAUAAACCAGUAGAUCCAAUUGAAGAAGUGAUGAGUCUCCUGGAAGAUAAUAUGCCCUACAGUAAAGAUCAGUUAAAUGGACUAGCAAUUAGACAAGAAGAUUUUCUGAAAGCUUUAAAAACAACAAAGCCCUGCGCUGUCCGAGAAGGAAUUGUAACUGUACCUGAUGUUACAUGGGAUGAUGUGGGCUCGUUGAGUCAAGUUCGUAAAGACCUUCAAUUAGCUGUACUAGCACCUGUUAAGUAUCCUGAACAAAUGAAGAGGCUCGGUUUGUCUGCACCGAGUGGAGUGCUCCUCUGUGGACCUCCAGGGUGUGGUAAAACAUUACUAGCCAAAGCUGUAGCUAAUGAGGCAGGUGUAAACUUCAUAUCUGUCAAAGGACCAGAGCUGCUGAACAUGUAUGUUGGUGAAAGUGAGCGUGCAGUACGCACCUGCUUCCGCAGAGCAAGGAAUUCCGCUCCAUGUGUAAUUUUCUUUGAUGAAUUUGAUGCUUUAUGUCCAAGACGUAGUUCGCACGACAAUAAUGGUGCAGCUAGAGUAGUCAACCAGCUGCUCACUGAAAUGGAUGGAAUAGAAUCUCGGGAGGGUGUUUUCGUUCUUGCUGCAUCCAAUCGACCCGACAUCAUUGAUCCGGCCGUCCUGAGACCUGGGCGUCUGGAUAGGAUCAUGUAUGUGGGUAUGCCAGGCACGGAAGAUAGAUAUGAUAUCCUACAGAAGCUCACUAAGAAUGGCACAAAACCUCACCUUGGUCCUGAUGUAGAUCUGCAGAUAAUUGCCAACCUCACUGAAGGCUACACUGGUGCAGAUUUGUCAGGCCUAGUUAGAAUAGCAGCAACUAAUUCUCUCACCAACCAUAUAUCUAAUGGAACUUUAGAAGGCGAGCUAUUUGUGACAUACGAAGAUUUCAGAGCCGCUCUGUCCAAAUCCAAGCCAUCUGUGUCCACCAAGGAACAGUUACAUUAUGAAAAACUAAGAUUGAAGUAUGCAGGAGGUGUGGAUGACAAAGAAAUGGAAAUGGAGACUGAACCAACAAAUGAAGAAUCCAUGGAUACUGUGUGAGAAUUAUUUUCGAAAUGUCUAUAGACGAAUAUGUAUUGCAUCCCAACAAGUGUAUUUCAAAGCAUAGUGCAAAAUAUAAUAAUUACAAUAGUAUA